CUUAAAAUAGCAAAUUGUGAAUAUUUUGUUUUCAUUUUUCUUUUUCGUAAAUAAAGUUAGUUUCUCAGAUUAGUUUUAUUAUUACGUAGCAGCAAUGGAAACAAAAGCUCAAAAAAUACCAAAAGUGGCUAAAGUGAAAAAUAAAGCGCCAGCAGAAAUCCAAAUCACUGCUGAGCAGCUUUUGCGAGAAGCUAAAGAAAGAGAUCUUGAAAUCUUGCCACCGCCCCCGAAGCAAAAGAUCUCUGAUCCAGCAGAACUAGCAGACUACCAGCUUCGAAGGCGUAAGCAGUUUGAGGAUAACAUUCGCAAAAAUCGGAUGGUAAUAUCUAAUUGGAUAAAGUAUGCGCAAUGGGAAGAGGCACAGAAAGAAAUACAAAGGGCAAGGUCUGUUUGGGAAAGAGCACUUGAUGUAGAUCACCGGAAUAUUACAAUAUGGUUAAAAUACACAGAGAUGGAAAUGCGAAACCGCCAGGUGAACCAUGCAAGAAAUCUAUGGGACCGAGCUGUUACAAUUCUACCCAGAGUAAAUCAGUUUUGGUACAAGUACACUUACAUGGAAGAAAUGUUGGAAAACAUCCCUGGAGCUAGAGCAGUUUUUGAAAGAUGGAUGGAAUGGCAGCCUGAUGAACAGGCUUGGCAGACCUAUAUUAACUUUGAAUUGAGGUAUAAAGAGAUUGAUAGAGCUCGUAAAAUAUAUGAGAUAUUUGUAAUCACACAUCCAGAUGUAAAACACUGGAUUAAAUAUGCACGAUUUGAAGAAAACCAUGGUUUUAUACAUUCAGCAAGGCAAAUUUAUGAAAGAGCUGUACAGUUUUUUGGUGAUGAACAUAUGGAAGAGAAACUAUAUAUUGCUUUUGCCAAGUUUGAGGAAAACCAAAAGGAACAUGAUAGAGCAAGAGUUAUUUAUAAAUAUGCAUUAGAUAACAUCCCUAAAGAAGAUACUAAGGAGCUCUAUAAGGCAUAUACAAUUCAUGAGAAGAAAUUUGGUGAUAGGACAGGUAUUGAAGAAGUUAUUGUCUCCAAAAGAAAGUUUCAAUAUGAGCAAGAAAUUGCUGAAAACCCUACAAACUAUGAUGCCUGGUUUGACUAUAUAAGACUUGUUGAAGGACAAGGGGAGACUGAUAUUAUUAGGGAGACCUAUGAAAGAGCUAUUGCAAAUGUCCCACCAUCAAAAAGUAAAGACCUUUGGAGAAGGUAUAUUUAUUUAUGGAUAAAUUAUGCUUUUUUUGAAGAACUUGAAACCCAAGAUUAUGAGAGAGCUAGACAAGUUUACAAGGCAUGUCUAGAACUAUUGCCCCACAAAGUUUUCACAUUCUCAAAAAUUUGGUUGUUAUAUGCCAAGUUUGAAAUUAGACAAAAAAAUUUGACCACAGCUAGAAAGUUUCUUGGCAUGGGCAUAGGUAUGUGCCCAAGAGAUAAGUUAUUUAGAGGCUACAUAGACAUAGAAAUCCAAUUAAGAGAGUUUGAUAGAUGCAGAACCCUUUAUGAAAAAUUCUUGGAGUUUGGGCCAGAAAACUGUGUUACAUGGAUGAAAUUUGCUGAAUUAGAGACACUAUUAGGAGAUGUAGAGAGAGCUAGAGGUAUUUAUGAACUUGCAGUUAAUCAACCCAGAUUAGAUAUGCCUGAGCUGUUGUGGAAAUCUUAUAUAGAUUUUGAAAUAUCUCAAGAAGAAACAGAGAAUGCUAGACAGUUAUAUGAACGACUUUUGGAAAGAACUUCACAUGUUAAAGUAUGGUUGUCUUAUGCUAAGUUUGAACUAAAUCAAGAAGCUGAAGAUGGUAUGAACAUAAGAUUGGCUAGAAGAAUAUUUGAGAGAGGAAAUGAGAAUCUUAAAAAUUCAAUAGAUAAGGAAAACAGGGUGUUGCUCUUCGAAAACUGGAAAGAGUUUGAAGUAACACAUGGAGAUGAAGCAUCUCAAGAAAAAAUUAAUAAUAAAAUGCCUAAAAGAAUUAAGAAAAGACAAAAAGUGGUGGAUGAUGAAGGCAAUGAACAAGGAUGGGAGGAGGUGUUUGACUAUAUCUUUCCAGAGGAUGAAUCGAAUAGGCCUAACCUCAAACUGUUGGCUGCAGCAAAGAAUUGGAAAAAACAUGUUCCUCAAGAUGAUGAAAGUAAAAAGAGUAAUGAAGCAGAGAGUUGAAAAAAUGUACUGUCAACUUUUUUUAAUACUGUAAUAUAAUUUUUAAGUCA
Messenger RNA from Anthonomus grandis grandis, 2187 nucleotides. It is a transcript of the gene crn, whose product is annotated as protein crooked neck. Lineage: Eukaryota; Metazoa; Arthropoda; Insecta; Coleoptera; Curculionidae. The transcript has a single exon. Gene Ontology annotation, cellular component: precatalytic spliceosome; Prp19 complex; post-mRNA release spliceosomal complex. Gene Ontology annotation, biological process: spliceosomal complex assembly; mRNA splicing, via spliceosome. The coding region runs from base 95 to 2137 and encodes 680 amino acids. The record is from RefSeq and is a predicted model, not a curated record. Gene Ontology annotation, molecular function: protein binding.